This is a messenger RNA of Phyllostomus discolor (pale spear-nosed bat), 2338 nucleotides long. RefSeq names its product C-C motif chemokine ligand 25 (gene CCL25). The transcript is spliced from 5 exons. NCBI's taxonomy places the organism in Eukaryota, Metazoa, Chordata, Mammalia, Chiroptera, Phyllostomidae. Bases 1416 to 1940 code for a protein of 174 amino acids. Gene Ontology annotation, cellular component: extracellular region. The record is from RefSeq and is a predicted model, not a curated record. Gene Ontology annotation, molecular function: chemokine activity. Gene Ontology annotation, biological process: immune response.
GCCCCAACCAGCCUCGACUCAGCCUAGGGCAGUGGUCUAGGAGCUCCGCACCACUGGCUCCUAGUGGAGCAGGAGAGAUGAAGAAGGGGUACAGGCUGUUACAAAUACCUGGAUUGGUCUACAGCCAAGUGUGAGGGGAAACGAAGAGUUAAAAGCUGUCAGCUGUGAAUUCUCUGCAGCGCUCCCUUGUCCUACCUCUGGCCUCCCUUCUGUUAGGGUUCUAGCUGGGCCAUAGGACUAAGGAAAGAAGAAAUGCCUACUAGGGGAUUUCAUUCCUGCUGAUGUGGGUACGUCGGGCUCCCAACUGACUUUUCUUCCAAAACCAGAGCAUUUCUUUGUUGUGUAUAAUAGUUUUAUUGAGAUUAUUCUCAAGAUAAUAUUAGGGAAAAUUCACAUGCAUACAUCGCACCAUUGCAGGCAGACCAUUCUGCAGUGUUUACUGCAUUCUCAGAGUCAGUGGACCGUCACCACUAUCUAAUUUCAGAACAAAAACAAAAUUGAAAGCAGCCACUCCUCAUUCUCCCUCCUCUCAGCCCAUCACAACUACUCUUUUCACUUUCUGUUUCUAUAGACUUGACUGCUCUCAACACCAGGGCAUUUCUGCGACAUAAGUCACCUCAUUGGUUGGAAAGAGAGAAAAUCAGGGUGAAGCCAGGGUUCCAGGAGCACAGGUGGCUUGGGAGCAGGGAGCCCCAGUGAAGUCCCUCCCCUGGGCUCUAGGCAGCCUGAGGCCUGUACACAGGAGGCAGCCCAGGUGUCUGUCAGAAGAAGGAACAGGAGAAAGAGGAGAAAGGGCCCUUAGGGGAGAAAGCAGGAUGCUGGCUGAGAGGCCUGGGAUGGGGGAGGAAGGCGAGGGGAGUCGCAGGGUAGGUAGCCAGACUUCAAGUGACCUGGUCAAGGUCAAGGCUGGGCUGUCCUUCUGCAUCCAUCUUUUAGCCUUUUAUUGCCAAGGGGGAGCCAGUCCACUGUCUAUUCCACAUCCAAGUAGUCAGUUGAGGGAGUCAUUGUUUCUGGAUUUGUGUCCUCUUGUCCCUAGUUUCCCCCAAUUCCCUGCAGGUGUAUCCUGACCUUAGUUAGAGGAGCUAGAAAGAGAAACAAGGAGAAGAGAGGAGGGUGGGGCAGGAGGGAGAAGCCUGGAGGUGGAGUGGGAGAGCAGGUAGGGAAAAGUAGGAGGGCGGGUUGUGGCAGGGCGGGGCUCCAUCUAUAAAGUGGGGAAGCCUGUGGGCUAGUGGGCAUAUGCUCCAGAGUCACCAGGGAGCCCACAGGCUUUGGUAAGUACUCUCCCCCGCUCCCAGCGCAACUGAGGCCAGCAGCUGGUCUCUCAGGAAAGAAUUGUCCUCAUCCUGUGCUGCCUGCCUCCCUUGCAGGGGCCCCUGGCUUGAGAUGGGGGGUGUUCCCAGUGCCUGCUACUGUCUAUGUGGGGUCCUCCUCUCCCUCCUACCUUCCCUGUUAUCCCUCAAGGUUCAGGAGGGAGACCAGCUUGCACCAUGAACCUGUGGCUCUUGGCCUGCCUGGUGACCUGCUUCGUGGGUACCUGGGCCCCUGCUGUCCAAGCACAAGGUGACUUCGAGGAUUGCUGCCUGGCUUACAACACCCCCGUUAGCCUGAGGGUGCUCAGGCGUGCCCAGAGUUACUGGUGCCUGGAUGUGAGCAGGAGCUGUAACCUGCCUGCUGUUAUAUUCUACUUCCCUCACAGACAGCUCAAUGUGUGUGGGAACCCACAGGCCAAGUGGGUACAAGAUGGGAUAAGGCUUCUGAAUACUCGGAAGAAGGGCCCUCUAGAGCAUCACCAAAGUACCCAGAAAGCCUCCCAACGCUGUCCCACUGUGGAAAAGUUGAGCCCUAAAACCUCCAGGCUUCCACUCUCUGCACGUAGAGGUCGCACCAGAAGCAGCAAGAAGAAUGCCUUGCUCCCAGCACAGGCUAAUCCAGGAUCCUGAGCCCGAAUAUCUCCAGGAUUAACCCACACGAGAUGGGCUGGAGCUCUCUCCACUGUGACCAUUGCCCUGCUGGCCCCCAGCUGCACUCCCCUCCAGGCCAGCUCUCAGCCCGUGCAGAGCCUGUACCGGUUCCCUCAGCCCUGCUGCCUCCUGCUCCUCGAGUGACUAGAAGGAGGGAGCUGACUUCAUUUCAAACUCUUUGUGUUCUUCAGCAACCAGAAGCAGCUCUGGCCAAUGAUUCUGAGAGAGCAUCAUUGAAACACAUCACCCUGAUGUGUCUCCUAUCCCAGGCUACAUAUGCCUGUGUCCCUCUGGGUCUUUGCAAAGCUCUUGUCGAUCCAUGGACAACACUCCUGAGCUGCUUUUGUUUUUUUAAAUAAACAUUUGGUGGGACAUCA